Messenger RNA from Lemur catta (Ring-tailed lemur), 2700 nucleotides. RefSeq names its product ubiquitin specific peptidase 26 (gene USP26). Lineage: Eukaryota; Metazoa; Chordata; Mammalia; Primates; Lemuridae. The transcript has a single exon. Bases 1 to 2700 code for a protein of 899 amino acids. Gene Ontology annotation, biological process: protein deubiquitination. Gene Ontology annotation, molecular function: cysteine-type deubiquitinase activity. The record is from RefSeq and is a predicted model, not a curated record.
AUGGCUACCUCAGCUGCACAUGGUUAUGUCCAAAUAUGGAGCAUGAAAACUGGUAUGUCUAAGUCAAAAGAAGCAUUCAUUAAAACAGUGAAAGGAAAGAAAAUAGUUAAAUUGGUUCUUUAUUUCAACACUGGAGAAAUUAAAAGUUUUCAGCUAAGUAAUAAUAUUAAAAACGUGGUCCUUAGAUCCUAUGGAGAAAAAGAAAAUUACCUGCAUUUAACUUUCCAAAAUAAUAACUUCUUGUUUAUUGAAAGAUUAUCCUCUACAGAUGCUGAAAACUUGAAGACACUCCUGGACACAAUCCAUGAAAACAAGAGUCAGCCACACGGGAGACCUCAUAAGCAUAAGGGUAUCUUAGCCAGCACAACACAGAAGGAAAUCCACCAAACUAAAUUUCACAAAGUUAAUAAGAAAUCAAGAAGUGGAUCUUAUGAGACAGGAAAAGGUAGUGAAACACCUGCCCUUCAGAAGAGACCAUCAAAAUCAUUAUUGCCUAUUUCCAAAGGGUUUAUAGAGAAUUUACAUAAGAAGAAGAAACAAAUGGUAUUGUCUGGUUCAGAAAUGAAAGAGAACUUCCUGAAAGAAAACUCCCUAGGAAAGAAGAAAUCCAAGAUGAAUCCCUUGAAAUAUGUAAGCCACAAUCCGGAGAAACAAUUCAAGUCAAAGGAGUUAAAAGAGAAUAAGCAAUUGGAGUUGGAAUCUUUAUUUAAGACCAACUCUACUGGAAACCCUUCCCUAUAUUCCACUGGUCUCCAAACUCUCGUUGAGAAAAUAUUUUUGGCAUUUUUUUUGGAACCAGAUUGUAAUGAGUAUGGCCUAGAGUGGGAUGAAUUCAGGAUGUCCCUUGACUUACACCCAGAUAAGCUAUGGCAAGGCCUCCCCAAUUUGGGAAACACCUGUUAUAUGAAUGCAGCCUUACAGUGUCUAUUUUCAAUUCCAUCAUUUGCUGAUGAUUUACUUAAUCAGGGUUUCCCUUGGGGUGAAAUGCCCCUGAGUGCCCUUAGCAUGUGCUUGGCACAACUACUCAUUUUGAAGGAUGUUUAUAACAUAAAAGUCAAGGAGAAGUUACUUGUGAAUAUUAAAAAAGCCAUCUCAGCAGUUGCAGGGAUAUUCUCUGACAAUGUACAGAAUGAUGCUCAUGAGUUUUUAGGUCAUUGUUUAGAUCAGCUGAAAGAGAACUCAGGAAAAAUAAACACAAUUUUGAAGACUAAAAGUGAAUCUGAGGAAGAAAAUUCCCCUCAACAAGUUUGUGCUGGUGAUGCUUCCACUGAAGUGUUUGUUUGUCCUGUCAUCAGUAAUUUUGAGUUUGAGUUGUUGUGCUCUAUUGUUUGUAAAGCUUGCGGUCAGGUUGUUCUCAAGACAGAACUGAGCAAUUAUCUCUCUGUCAACCUUCCCCAAGGACCAAAAGCACUUCCUUUUUCUAUUCAGUCUACUUUAGAUCUUUUCUUUGAAGCAGAAGAGCUUGAGUAUAAUUGUGAGAAGUGUAAGCACAAGACUUCUGUUGCAGUGAACAAAUUCAGUAGGCUUCCCAGGGUCCUUAUCGUCCAUCUGAAACGUUAUAAGUUUAAUGAGUUCUGGUCCCUGAGAAAGGAUGCCCAGAGAGUCAUUAUCUCCAAAUAUUUAAACUUGUCUUCUCAUUGCAACAAAAGCACUAAACCACCUUUUCCACUGAGCAAGAAAGCACGUAUUAGGGAUUUCCAAGUAUUAAAAUUUUUUCAAAACAUGAAUUCUGGAACCAUCAGCUCAUUAAGACAUUCGAUUAAGUUGACCUUGGAAUCCAAGAAUUCCCUGGCAGUACACAUGAGAUCAGACAAGGAGUCAGAACCACAAAAAUACCAGAGAGUCCUUAAAGAGACAAGCAGAAAACAAUGGCAAAAAGACCUGGAGAAAAAUUCUAAACUGAAUAUAACACAGUCAGAUGAGGCACUCAUUGAAAAAGAGCUAUUAGUUGGCUCAGUGAUGUAUCUAAAUAACCUUUCUCUGAUCCACAGAGAUGGAGGUAAAUUCACCAGCAGCACAGACAAAUGUGUCACAAAAGUUCAUCAUCGAGAAGUUCCUGAAAACCCAAAGCUAAAGAAAUACAAGAAAACCAGUAUGUGUGUAGCUGUUGAUAAGGUCACUCAGCCUACUGAAAAUUUUUAUCAAAAUGAAAAAAUUAGAAUUCCAGAAGGAUCCCAAGAAGGGAUGAGAAUCUGUAAAGAAGCUUCUCAGCAAGCACUGCCUAAAAGCUUUCCAAAGCCAGAUGCCCAGGGACACACAAAGAACUGCAGAAGACCCACGAAAUUAAAUCUCAAGGAUGAUAAUGUGAAGUACCAGGGUGCAUUGGGUUCUAAAAACGACUCUAGAAAGAAAUGUAUUUUAGAUAAGAAGACAGAGUCUAAAGCCAAGGAACCCAAAAGAAAUGCUGAUAAGGAAGAUCUUCCUAUCUAUCAGCUCAUUGGUAUUGUCAACCAUGUUGGUACAACCCCAAGAUCAGGCCAUUAUGUCAGCGAUGCCUAUGACUUUGAGAGGCAGGCCUGGUUCACUUACAAUGAUAUGCAGGUGUCAAAUAUCCAAGAGGCCCGGAUGCAGGAGGCGAGGCUUCGUACCGGGUACAUACUCUUUUACAUGCAUAAUGAGAUCUUUGAAGAGCUGUUGAAAAGGGCAGAAAACUCCCAACUUCAUGGCAAUCAGGCAGGGAAGACCCCUCAGGAGAAAUAA